Messenger RNA from Dentiscutata erythropus, 222 nucleotides. The record is from the annotation of a GenBank genome assembly. NCBI's taxonomy places the organism in Eukaryota, Fungi, Glomeromycota, Glomeromycetes, Diversisporales, Gigasporaceae.
AUGUUACUCAAAAAGGCAAUCCAGUUGGUGAAGAAAAAAAGCAUUUUUGGAACUUCUCAAUCGCCAAAACCUAUUGCCACUUCUUUUGGAUCCAUGACUACAACCAGCUCUACAAAACCCAAAUUCAUAAACACCACUACAAUUACAGAAACCGUUGAACUGCAAACUUCAGCCGAUCAAGUUUAUGAAACUUUACUGGAUCCAGAUCGCGUUGCUGCUUGA